Molecule: messenger RNA, 814 nt
Organism: Poecilia reticulata (guppy)
Lineage: Eukaryota; Metazoa; Chordata; Actinopteri; Cyprinodontiformes; Poeciliidae
Gene: acbd7
Product: acyl-CoA binding domain containing 7
Biological process (GO): fatty acid metabolic process
Molecular function (GO): fatty-acyl-CoA binding
Source: RefSeq, a predicted model, not a curated record
UUCUCUCCUGUUACCAUGCCAACAAGAAUUCAGGCAGUUAGGGGAAAGUGAAGAUUCUGAGCGCACGUAUUCUUUUGUCCUUGAGAAAAUUUACAUCUUUCCAAUCAGCUCUGAGCUCUGCAGCCCCUUCACCCUCCUCCUCUUCCUCAGCAGGCCGCUGCUGCUUCUCUGGCUCAUAAGUAUCACAUCGGUCAGCUGUGUUUGCAAUUACAACAGCUGCUCACAAAGUGAAUAAAAAUCUUCAGCUGCUAUCCGUCCUGCACCAACCAACAUGUCUGUUGAGGAAGAGUUCAAGAAAGUGGCAGACCAGGUGAAGAAUCUGAAAACGAAGCCUACGGAUGAUGAGAUACUGAUCCUGUACAGUCUGUAUAAACAGGCCAUGGUUGGAGACAUUAACAUAGACAAACCGGGGGUAACUGACCCAAAAGGAAAAGCAAAGUGGGAAGCUUGGGAAACCAGGAAAGGAAUGUCCAAGGCGGAUGCGAUGGCUGCCUAUAUCAAGCAUGCUAAGGAACUUUUCGGCAAAUAUGGGCAGUAAACUUUGCAAGAAUCUAAUAAAGUUAGACUAAUGCAAAAAAAAAAAAGACUUGCUGAUUUACUGAGACAGCGCUACUGUUUGCAUUCUGUUCUCGGAGGCAAUAAUUAUUAGCUUUUUAUAUUAUUUUACUGUAAACUAAUAUAAUUGAUAACCUUUAAAGAUGCAUAGUAGUUUAUCUUUGCUGAUUGUGGUUUACUUUAAUACAUUGCAUUGAUUUGUAACAUGGAUUAAAACAAAACAGAAAAAAAUGCUAUUAAAUGUUAACAUAAAUGAAAA